Molecule: messenger RNA, 1656 nt
Organism: Dothidotthia symphoricarpi CBS 119687
Lineage: Eukaryota; Fungi; Ascomycota; Dothideomycetes; Pleosporales; Dothidotthiaceae
Exons: 2
Coding region: 373-1656 (427 amino acids)
Source: RefSeq, a predicted model, not a curated record
CACCAUCUGCCCGUAAACCCACAACCUGCAAGGCGCAUACUAGCGCGUCAGCUCUCCCGUGUGGGUCUGGGGAUCCAGACGCCCCUUUACCCCAGUUCUAAAAACAGGACCCCAGCCCAGCCUAACCGUGCAUAUAUCCCACCUACCACCACCACCGCCGUCCUUCCCACUCUACAGCGUAUCCGUAUCCAUGACGCGUUUACCAGCCGUCUCUCCUGAACGCGCCCGCCGUCGCCAAGUGCAGCAGCGCCACUGCCAAUUGAGCCGCCAACCGCUUGGCUUACCGCGGGGCGUGUGAUAUCGAACCAGACCCCCGACUCGACAUUGCACGAACACGACAACGACAACCAUCGACGUUGUUGGGCCGCGGAUAUGGAGAAACCAUACUCAGAUACUGCACAUACGACGACGACGGAAUCGCCGGCCCCGGGCUUGAUCCGCGCGGCGAGUGUAAAGCUGAUGGAAGCCCGGCUGCCACCGGGUGCGUGGGCGGCGACGGCAACCAGUGUGUCGAAGGCGCCUUCGUUGACUGACAUCCGCAAGGGCGCGUUUGACGCUGAGGGCUGGAAUGAGGACGCGCAGAGGCAAAGAGCUGGGUCAGGAGGUAGUCAGGGUGGCCUGACACACGGCGUUCUGCCAACCGAGGGUCCUUAUCGUGUUUUGACGCCAAACUCAGAGGCCGUCCCCCUGGUUGCGCACGAGCGGACUUCAUACGAGGCGUCGAAUCGAGCGCCCCAGUACGAUGGCCACGACAAAGAUGCCGUUUCUGGCCUCGAAGCAAAACACAGCUCCUCGACAGGUGACGGCGCAUCACGCCAGGCAUUGCGACACUCAGGCGAGUACGCAAACGGCUACACCCCACCCCCAAAACUCCCCUGGACCCGCACCCUCACCAUCAGCCUCACCGCCUUCUGGAAAUGGUGCCGCACCCCCACGGGCUUCCUCAUCACGCUCUACGCCCUCAACGUCGUAGGCUGGGGCGGCAUGCUCUUCCUGCUCCUCUGCAACGCCGCGCCCGCAAUGUGCAUCCCAUCCUGCAACGACAUCAACUCGCCGCGCAGAAAAUGGGUAGAAUGGGACUCCCAGAUCCUGAACGCCUUGUUCUGCGUCACGGGCUUCGGCCUCGCUCCCUGGCGCGCACGCGACCUCUACUGGUGGACGCUAUGGCGCGUCGGCGGCAAGACGGAGGGAAUCCGCCGCAUCGCUGGUAUUCAUCGCGGGUGGUUCCGCCUCCCUAACUCCAACACCCUGCCCGAACUCGCGGACGCAGAUAGCGUCGAUCCAAACAACCCCGCCGUCCCCAUCCCGGUGUCGUCCAUCCCCGACCCCCCGCCCACGGGCGCACGCGCCCCGUCUACGCAAAACUGGAAAGUCGACUUCGUCUUGUGGAUGAACAUGUGGAAUACGUUCUUUCAGAUCGUGCUCUGCUUUUAUAUGUGGCAUUAUGAUCGGAUUGAGCGGCCGUCGUGGGCGACGGGCAUGUUUGUCGCGUUGGGGUGUGGGGUUGCGGGCGCGGGGGGGGUUAUGAUGUGGCGCGAGGGGAAGGGGAUUAAGAAGGUGGAGGGUGUCCCGAUGGAGGGUAGGCCGGAUGUCGAGGCGGGUGAGGCGGGGGGGAUUCCGCUUGUUAGGGUUGUGGCGGGGAAGGCGGGGAAGUAG